CAUUUUAAAUGAACAAAACUCAUCCCCGCCUCCUCUAUUCUCUUUAUCUAUUAUUAUUCUCUCUGUCUCCUCCAAUAUGGCGAAAAUAACACGUCAGAUUUUUGGAGAUUUGUAGUAUCCUGUAGUAGCAGUUUUCUUGAGGGCGGCUUUGGCGUCCUCACACCUUUGGGGAACUUCACCCUAGGCCCCAUCGUGUGAAUUAUUGAUUUUAUUCUUUAAACUAAAAAAUGAUGAUGUAUACGGGGACAAGCACGGAGCAGGACACCCGCUUCAGCGACAAGGAGAAGAAGCUGAUGAAGCAGAUGAAGUUUGGUGAUUGUUUAACUCAGCAGGUGGACAUGUCCAAGGUGAAGUUGGAUGUGCUGAAGCCAUGGAUAACUCAGAAGAUAACAGAAAUUCUCAAGAUGGAAGAUGAUGUAGUCAUUGACUAUGUUAACAACCAGCUUGAGGAAAAGUUCCCUUGUCCAAAGAAAAUGCAGAUCAACUUAACUGGGUUCUUGAAUGGCAAAAAUGCUCGACUAUUCAUGGGCGAGCUGUGGGAGCUGUUGCUGAGUGCUCAAUCCAGCGAGAAUGGGAUUCCAGAGACAUUCACCCAACAGAAGAAAGAGGAGAUCAAGAAAAGAAUGGAGGAACAGCAAAAGGACAAGGAGAAGGAGAAGGAUCGUCGCAGGUCGCGGUCACGGUCGCGUUCCCGGCGACGUUCGCGGGAGCGGCGGCGCUCGCGGUCCAGGACACGAGAUCGCUCUUCUGACAGGAAACACCGUAACGGAGGCAGCCCGCGGCGGUCGCGGAGGCGCAGUCGGGACAGGAGCAGCCAGUCGAAGUCUUCGCAUGUGGAAGACGUAAAGGCAGCUGAACCUAAAGAAAAUGGGAAAUCUCCUGAGAAGAAAGAAGAUAAUGAAGUUAAAGAAGAAGUCAACCACAAUACUUCAAAUGAUACUUCUAAGGACGAAAGCAAAGAGAAUGUCCUCAAGGAGGAUAAAACUGAAGAUGAAGGGCAUAAGUCUCGGUCUGCUUCACCUGAAAAGCCAAAUGGUGAUAAACCCACUGAAGAAAAACCAGUUGAGAAAGCUAGACGCUCGUCUAGCGAAAGACGUUCUUCAUCUGCAUCAUCACGCGGUAGUGCUAAGAAGAGAUCAUCACACAAGAAGCGCCAGUAUCGUUCCAACAGAGAUUCGUCUACGAGCGUUAGUCCCAGACGUAGCUCACGCCGAGAAAGGAGUAAGUCACGUCGUCGCAGCAGCCGCCGUCGGUCUAUAGAACGACGCGAUAGGGAGCGUGAACGUGAAAGGGAGAGGGAACGUGAGAGGGAACGUAGACGACGUGAACGAGAAAGAAGAGAGAGGUCUCGAGAACGUCGUCGUUCACUUGAGAGACGUAGACGGUCUCGGUCACGUUCAAGACGACGUCAAACACGGGAAAGGUCUCGUGAUCGUCGCCGUUCGAGGUCUCGCAGGCGAACCGCGUCCCGGUCUCGUCGCCGCUCUGGUCGUGGCUCGCGGGAUCGUCGCUCUAGGGACCGACGAUCCAGGGAUAGGCGCUCUAGAGAUAGAUCUAGGGAGAGGAGAUCCAAAGAUCGCACUAAGGAUAGGAGAUCGCGGGAUAGAAAAUCACGAGACAGGAGAUCUAGUGACAUUAUUAAAGAACGGCUAGAAAAAUCCGUCUCCAUUCCCCGUAAAGAAAAUCUAGACAAGCUGCAUAAGAAGUCUUCUGAGCGAGUGUCUUUGUUACGAGAGCAGUCGAAAGAACGAGCAGUAUCAAGUUCGAGUAGAGAAUCAUCCGUAGUUAAUGAAAAGCCAGUUCCGCAAAACGAUGAACAACCCAAACCCGUUCAGUCAUCCGACGACGAAGAGAAGGAAGAUAUCAUUGCAAUUCCUACAUUACGAGAAUUUUCUAAGAGUUUAUCCCGUACUCCAUCGCCGUUCUUGCGCAAACAUGAAAUUGAACACAAAAAAUCUGACAGAUCCGGUGAUGAUGUAUCAGUCAAAGAGCAAAAUGAAGAAGAAGCUAAGCCAAGGGAUGUGAAGAAAGGUAAACGCAAAACUCAACAAUCUGAGUCAGAGAGUGAGAGCAGCGAAGAAGUGUUGAAAGCUAAGACCAAGGCAAAGGUAAAACGCAAAGAUAAGGCAACAUCAAAAAAAUCCAAAAAGCCGAAGAAAGAAAGUUCUUCAAGUGAGAGUGAUUCAGAAGAUAGCUCUUCAAGUGAUUCUGAAGAUGACCGGAAGAAGAAAAAUAAAAAGAAUGCUAAAAAGAAAUUAGCAAAGAAAUCUCGCAAGAAGAGAGCGCGUUCAUCUAGUUCUGAAUCGAGUUCAGAAGAAGAAGUUAAGCACAAGAGUUCCAAAUCGAAACAAAAGAACAUUCCAGAGGAAUCUGAUGUAGACAAGAAAUCAAAGAAGCGUAACAAAGAUACCAGUAUUGACCAUUCAAGGUCGGAAAAAAGUGAAAGUAAACAAAAAUCCAAGAAAAUUGAAAACACUGAUGACUCUCACGAUGACACAUCUGAAAGUGACGAAAAGUCAACCAAGAAAAAAGCUGUAAAACGAGACUCCUCCAGUUCGGAGAAGGAAACAAAACGAUCCAAGAAAACUGAACCCGCUAAAGAGCGUGCUACUUCACCAGACGGAACAAAGAGCAGGAAAGCUGAGGAGAAAGUAAUAAAAACAAAGCACGAAGAAGUAAAAUCCAAGUCUCGGGACGAUACUGAAAAGAAAGCUAAGAAACGUGAGAAAGAGGAAUCUUCAUCUGACAGUGACCAGGUGUCGAAAAAGAAGGCAAGAAAGAAGGUUUCCGAGUCCGAUUCUGAGUCUGACAGUGAUGAGCCUAAAAAGUCUAAAAAAGCUAAAAAACACAAGAAGCACUCGAAAAAGCAUAAGAAACAUAAAAAGCAUAAGAAAGCUUCUAAAAAGAAGGAUGACUCUUCUGACAGUGAAGAAGCCGAGGAGGAGGAAGAGGGAAAAGUGAAUAACGAAGAUUUGGAAAAGAAGCUUCGCGAAAGAGCAUUGAAAUCAAUGAAAAAACAAACUAGUGCAUCUGGGUCUGACUAGCCCAAAAUCUUUUAUACCACCGCGCUCACAAAACUGAAUUCAGAGAGGUUCAGUGGCUUAGAAUAUUUGUCUUAUUUUAUGGUACGUUACGAUUUUAACCUUUCGUGUGAUUGACCCACGCUCGUAAUAAUUACCGUCGUAUGCACGGCCGAAAUGAAAUGGCGCGAGGAAGCGGCGAGCGUUCCUUUGUAUGUGUGUGUAAGCAUUUUAAAUUUCGCGCCAUAACAUAGACCGGUGAUACAGGAUGUUUAUUUUUGAUUGUUGAAAAAUCUUUAAUGCUGGAUUAGAAAUAAAAAACGUGUACAAAAU
Molecule: messenger RNA, 3353 nt
Organism: Trichoplusia ni (cabbage looper)
Lineage: Eukaryota; Metazoa; Arthropoda; Insecta; Lepidoptera; Noctuidae
Product: peptidyl-prolyl cis-trans isomerase G-like
Exons: 15
Coding region: 228-3044 (938 amino acids)
Biological process (GO): mRNA processing; regulation of mRNA splicing, via spliceosome
Cellular component (GO): spliceosomal complex
Molecular function (GO): RNA binding
Source: RefSeq, a predicted model, not a curated record